Labrus mixtus (cuckoo wrasse) is the source of this 1287-nucleotide messenger RNA. It is a transcript of the gene rrs1, whose product is annotated as ribosome biogenesis regulator 1 homolog. Gene Ontology annotation, cellular component: preribosome, large subunit precursor; nucleolus; nucleus. Gene Ontology annotation, molecular function: protein binding. The transcript has a single exon. The record is from RefSeq and is a predicted model, not a curated record. Bases 20 to 1051 code for a protein of 343 amino acids. Lineage: Eukaryota; Metazoa; Chordata; Actinopteri; Labriformes; Labridae. Gene Ontology annotation, biological process: endonucleolytic cleavage in ITS1 to separate SSU-rRNA from 5.8S rRNA and LSU-rRNA from tricistronic rRNA transcript (SSU-rRNA, 5.8S rRNA, LSU-rRNA); ribosomal large subunit export from nucleus; ribosome biogenesis.
UAAACAGCACUUAUUCAACAUGGCUGCGUGCAGUGUGGAAGCGCUGCUAGCCAAAGCUGCGCAAGAAGAGGCCGAGAAACUCAAAAGUAUAUCCGUCCACAAGGAGCUGGACCUGGAGUUUGACAUCGGAAACCUGCUGGCGUGCGACAAGAACCGCAUCGAGUCUCGUGAUUUCAGAGAGCAGAAGAAAGACGAUUUCCUGCUGGCGUUGGCUCGUGACAACACGCAGCUGCUCGUCAACGAAGUGUGGAAACAGCCCACGGAGAGAGUCCAGGAGGCGAUAGUGGUCAAACUACCGGACACUGUGACCCCUUUGCCCAGAGAAAAACGCCCUCCGAAGCCCAAACCUCCCACGAAAUGGGAAGAGUUCGCCAAACUGAAGGGCAUACAGAAGAAGAAGAAGACCAACCUGGUGUGGGACGAAACCGCGAAGGAGUGGAGGAGGCGCUGGGGCUACAAGAGGGCCAAAGACGACACCAAGGACUGGCUGAUUGAGGUACCUGAAACCGCGGAUCCCAAUGAGGACCAGUUUGCGAAACGUGCCACGGCGAAGAAGGAGAGGGUGGCGAAGAACGAAUUCAACCGGCUGAAAAACAUCGCCAGAGCUCAGAAGAUCAAACUCCCAGGUGUGGGUCUGACCCCCGUUGCCCAGCAGUCCAAAGACGACCUGGCGCGGGCCGUGAGCGUGGCCAAGACCUCCACGGCGUCCGCGGGGAGGUUUCAGGACCGCCUGCCCAAAGAGAAAGCGCCGAAAAACCAAGGCAAGAAGAGGAAGUUCGACCCCCUCAUUGGGGAUUUUUCAAACGAGAAGAACAAGCAGCUGGAGCUCCUGAAACUAAUGGGCAGCAAGAAGCCGAAGCUGGACAUCACCAAGGCUGUGAAUAAGCAGAUGAGAGAGGAGGACAGAGAGGAGGCCGCGGCGAAGUACAAGAAGGGAGCAGGGAAGAAAGGACGCAAAGGAAACAUGGCAGGCAAAGGCAAAGGAAAGGGUGGAAAAGGCAAAGGAGGUAAACCCGGAGGGAUGAAGAGAGGGAAACCCGGGAAGCGCUGAGAGACUGUGAAUGUGCAGGAUGUGUUUGGACUGGACUCAAAAGAUGUGACUGCGGGGUGUCAUGUGGGACACACUGCAGGAUUUCUGUCAGUUUUUUUUUUUUCAGUGUGUUUAUAAAUAAUCAACAAACCUGUAAGACACCUUUUUCCAGUCUUCUUGGAAACAGACUGAUUGAUAUUUUUAAUAUUAAUGGAAAAUACCAAAAAAAAAAUCAAUAAAAACAAACAUGUAUGUUG